Coregonus clupeaformis (lake whitefish) is the source of this 3722-nucleotide messenger RNA. RefSeq names its product ubiquitin carboxyl-terminal hydrolase 2-like. Gene Ontology annotation, cellular component: cytoplasm. Lineage: Eukaryota; Metazoa; Chordata; Actinopteri; Salmoniformes; Salmonidae. The coding region runs from base 664 to 2445 and encodes 593 amino acids. Gene Ontology annotation, molecular function: cysteine-type deubiquitinase activity. Gene Ontology annotation, biological process: protein deubiquitination. The record is from RefSeq and is a predicted model, not a curated record. The transcript has 13 exons.
GAGAAACAGCAAUAAAGGAAAGGCAAGCAAAGGGAGUCAGAGCCUACAACCCCACGGGACGCAACGGGAGUUGUGAUAAAUUGAAAAUAGUUUGCAAGCAGUUGUGUGAGCAAUGUCAGAUCAGAUGUGAACGUGAGUGUGCAGACCUGAAUAAGUGUGGGGGUCUUUUUCUUUGUGUGCUGUUUACGUCCGUCACCAAGGUGAUCGUGUGGGAGGCGGUCCUCUGGUUUUACGUUCGUGGACAGGAAUAAACGAAUCCACGACAGCUAUUUGCUGAACUAACGUCACAGUUAAAGAGAAACGUCCAUUACUUGGUCAGCUAAAAACUAUUGAAAUGCAAAGGCAGUGAUUGCGAAAAGUAGCUAGCUAGAUCAAAUGCUAUCGGUUCAGCAUACCGAUAUUCAAAACUGUGGUCUAACGACGCCGAUAGGCCAGCUAGAAGCCACUUUGGGGACGCUCUGCCAGCGGGACUGACAACAGACGGGAUGAUCUCGGACUGGGGUCUGAUCAGUGAGAAGUCCCUGUGAUUGUGAAUGGGUCUGUGAGGUACAUUAGGAUGAGCAGGCCCCACUCUAUCGCUGCCUGCGGGGACUGAGAGACACCGCUCUAUACACAGCAGUCGAUGCGGUCUUCCACCGCAUCACCUGUGGCUGAGAAUCCAGCAUGUCUCGCGUCUCCACCACCGCCAAGCGCUACACCGGCUCCUCCUAUACCAGUGCCUAUAGCUCCUAUGGCUCCUCCCUGACGCCCUCCUCCCUCAGCUCCUACACCUCCAACCGGGACAAGCUGCCCUCAAACAGGAGCAACGCUGCCUCCUCGGGCUACUCCUCCUCCAGCUACCUGAGCAGCACCGCCAGCCGCGCCCGCAACUACAGCACCUCCUCGGAGCUCGACCGGGGCCGGCCCAUCCCCCGCACUGACCUCCUGAGCAGCAGCAGCCGGCGCAGCGAGAGCCUGAGCCGCACCCCAGUGAAGACCUAUGGCUCGUCGGGCCUGAGCGGGGGCUCCGGUUACUCUAGCUAUAGCAGCUACACCUCGUCCACCACGCCCAGCCGCUCUAGCUACCUCUCCUCUUCGCCCGGCACCUCCAGCAUCUCCCUCAGCCGCCGGAGGUCAUCGAGCCAGAGUGACCUGACGCGGGACCUGUCGUCCCUGGGCCUCACCGAGCCCACAUCCCCCUCCUCCAGUGCCCUGAGGGGUUACCGGAGCAGGGCCAGCGAUUUGGCCGAAUCCUACAACAGCAGUAUGCAGAGCUCCAGCUAUGGCCUGUCACGCAGCUCCACGCAGGAGGCCUUGAGCAGCAGCAGCCUGAAGAGCGGUGGUGGUAGCCGCUUCACCUCCUCCUAUGAGAGGAGCAACAGCAGCAGCAAUGGACGAUCCAGCUCCCCCACCAGCAACUCCCCGAACUCCAAGAGUGCCCAGGGCCUGGUGGGCCUACGGAACCUGGGAAAUACCUGCUUCAUGAACUCCAUCCUGCAGUGUCUCAGCAACACGCACAACCUCCGGGACUACUGUCUGCACAACUCCUACCGACGCGACCUUAACAAAAACAGCCGCACCAACACUGGAACACUCAUGGAGGAAUUCGCCAAGCUCCUCCAGACCAUGUGGACGUCCUCGAGCAGCGAGGCGGUCGGCCCCUCAGAGUUCAAAACUCAGAUCCAGAGAUACGCCCCCCGAUUCGUGGGAUACAACCAACAGGACGCCCAGGAGUUCCUGCGCUUCCUGCUGGACGGGCUGCACAACGAGGUAAACCGGGUCACGGUGCGGCCGCGGGGCAGCUCGGAGGACUUUGACCACUUGCCUGACAGAGAGAAAGGGGAGAGAAUGUGGAGCAAGUACCUGGAGAGAGAGGACAGUAAAGUAGUGGACCUGUUUGUGGGUCAGCUGAAGAGCUCGUUGACAUGCAGCACAUGUGGCUACUGCUCCACUGUCUUUGACCCCUUCUGGGAUCUCUCUCUACCCAUCGCCAAGAAGGGCUACGGAGAAGUGAGUCUGAUGGACUGCAUGAGUCUCUUCACCAAAGAGGAUGUGCUCGACGGCGAUGAGAAACCAACGUGCUACAGGUGUAAAGCCAGAAGAAGAUGCACAAAGAAGUUCACUGUACAGAAAUUCCCCAAGAUCUUAGUGCUUCAUCUGAAGCGCUUCUCUGAAGCGCGGAGAACCAGCAAACUGUCCACAUUUGUCAACUUCCCCAUGGAGAAACUGGACCUCAGGGAGUUUGCCUCAGAAAACAGCAUAAAUGCAGUUUAUAACCUGUACGCAGUGUCCAAUCACUCAGGCACGACCAUGGGCGGCCAUUACACAGCGUACUGUCGCAACCCCACCUCGGGAGAAUGGUACACGUUCAAUGACUCCAGAGUAACGCCAAUGUCCUCCAGCCAAGUGCGCAGCAGUGACGCCUAUGUGCUGUUCUACGAGCUGGCCUCCUCCUCGCGGAUGUGAUGGCCUCCCGGAGGUGGAGGGAGGGAGGGAGGAGGAGGGCAAAGCCAGGCCCAUUAGGACUAAUCACAUACACAAGAGGCUACUACUUCCCCUCCCCAACUCCAUCCACAACAGAGAGAGGCUACUUCAACUGCUGGACGUCCACCCUCAGACUAUGGAAACACUACAGGAAUCUGUCAUCUUUGCUGUUCCCGUUCAACCCAGCCCUUCUCACUCCACCCUCUCUUCUCUCUCCUGCCUCUCUCUCUCUCUGCUCUUGGGGAGCAGGAUGGUCGGAGGAGUCAGCCUGUGCCUGUGCUUGUGUGGUGCGUGAGUAUGUGUGUGUUAGGCGAACACAGGGGAGCAUCUCCAGGCAAUAAAAACCAAGCGUCUCCGUCUCCGAAGUCCCUCUCUCUAUGCACUGCAACAAACCAAACUCUCGUCCCGACUGCACCUUCUUCUCUUCUUAUUGUUCGAGAUCGCCUCAAUAUUAAAAGACAUUGUUUCAAUUUUCAUUUUUGUUUUGGAUUUUCUUGUUGAUUUUUGUAUUGGUAUUACCCUCAUCAUCACGGUGGAAGAUUAACUGAACUGUGUUGCGGCAGCGCCCCCUGCUGACAUGUUGGAGUAGGACAAUAUGGCGCCGUCAGAAAUUCUUCUUACCACACUGCUCACACAAACCUGAGUGUCCCCUCCUGCCGACACACUGCAAUGUCUCAUCCCAGUUUCUCUGUUCAGCUGUGUAUAGUACUAUUCUGUCCUCUCACUGCUACUGCUCUCGCUCUCACUGCUGCUCUCUCUCUCUCUCUCUCUCUUGCUCUCACUGCUGCUCUCUCACUCUCACUUUGUCCUGCAUCUUCCUCUCUGAAGGGUUGUCCUCUGAGAGUGCUGUGUUCAGAGGAUGCCCUGUACCUUGUGUUAUUUUUUUUUAGUGUGGCUGCUACUGAUGUUUUAAAGUGCUGUGAAUGAAAGGACAAUCCAGUACGAACUAAUACUAUUGAUCACAAUCUUGUCAGUAUGGAUUUGUUCAUCCUCAAUUGUCAUGCCAUUGAACAACAUGGAAAGAAUGUUUUCAAAAAAACAUAUCUGUAUAUUUUUAUAUUCUGAUGCAAUAUAGAGAAUGUACUAUACAGUGGUGCUGAAAAGACCUGUUACUGUCUUCAGUUAAUUUAACAGGUGAAGGAGAAAGGCUCUUAAUUAUGCUUACAGGUGACUUCCAUGUGAUACGAGUCAUACUUCUUCACAGUGGCAGUCAAAACACAUGAAUUUAUUAUAUAUAUAAAUUAAUUUUAAAAACAGUG